This is a messenger RNA of Clupea harengus (Atlantic herring), 2736 nucleotides long. It is a transcript of the gene sugct, whose product is annotated as succinyl-CoA:glutarate-CoA transferase. Gene Ontology annotation, cellular component: mitochondrion. Gene Ontology annotation, molecular function: succinate-hydroxymethylglutarate CoA-transferase activity. NCBI's taxonomy places the organism in Eukaryota, Metazoa, Chordata, Actinopteri, Clupeiformes, Clupeidae. The record is from RefSeq and is a predicted model, not a curated record.
CGUCUUUAGCUGUCUUGGAGAUUUAUGUGUGCUUAUUUGGAAACUGCCUAAUUUUUUCAAAAUCAUUGAGCUGGGUUAUUUAAUGAAAGCAGUUUUAAUGUUGUAUUUUACAUUUGUGCUGCUCUUGUUUUUAUUCAAAAUACUAUGCAAACGAACUCUGCGUGAACAGUUGAUCCCCCAAACUAAGUGACAGUUCUUCGUAUGACUUUGCUUGAGCCAGUUGCCUUUACUUGCUCUCCAAGAGCAUGCGUGGUGUCUGCAUUACAAAGCAACAGGCUUGCCUGCCUACAUUCACAUGUCCUACCACAGUUGGCUUUCUUUGAACAAGAUGACUGGUAACAUGUUGAGUGUUGUUCCACGUCUUAGAAGAAUACAGCUGAUCUCUCCGCGCAUCCAGAUGAGUCGACUGAAGUUCACAACAACUAUCGGCAAUCAGCCACAAGAUGAAUGUAACAUGAAGCCCUUGAAGGGGAUCAAAGUCAUCGACCUCACAAGAGUAUUAGCUGGACCGUUUGCCACCAUGAUACUGGGUGACCUUGGGGCUGAAAUAAUCAAAGUGGAGAAACCUGGUGCAGGGGAUGACACCAGAGCUUGGGGACCUCCUUUUGUUGGACAGGAGAGUGCAUAUUUCAUUAGUGUCAACAGAAAUAAAAAGAGUAUGGCUGUCAAUCUGAAAGAUCCUCGAGGAGCAAGGAUUAUAACAGAGUUGGCAGAGGUCUGUGAUGUCCUCGUGGAGAACUACCUGCCCGGGAAGUUGAGUAAGAUGGGUCUCAGCUAUCAGGAUUUGGCGACAGUGGCACCCAGACUGAUCUACUGUUCAAUAUCAGGGUAUGGACAGACUGGACCUCAGUCGCACAAGCCAGGAUAUGACUCCAUUGCAUCUGCUAUAUCUGGCAUGAUGCAUAUUACAGGCCCUGAGAACGGUGACCCUGUGCGGCCAGGGGUGGCGAUGACUGACCUCGCCACAGGCCUCUACGCACACGGAGCCAUACUGGCAGCUUUACUGCAAAGACAGAAGACAGGCAAAGGUGUCCACAUUGACUGUAACCUGCUUUCCUCUCAGGUGGCUUGUCUAACACAUAUUGCUUCAAACUACCUGAAUACAAAGAAGGAGGCAAAACGCUGGGGCACUGCCCAUGAGAGCAUCGUGCCUUAUCAGGGCUUCAAAACCAGCGACGGAUUUCUUGUUGUUGCUGCUGGGAAUGAUCAACAGUUUGUCAAAGUCUGCAAGGUCCUUAGCCUUGACAACUUGGCGGAUGAUCCCAAAUAUAAGACCAACACAUUGAGAGUGCAACACCGUGAGGAGCUUCUGCAGGCUCUCUCCAAGAGGUUCUCAGAAGACACCACAGAUGAGUGGAUAAGGAGGUUUGAUGGGACCGGUGUCCCAGUUGGACCAAUCAAUAAUAUUCAGCAGGUGUUUUCAGACCCUCAGGUCAGUCACAAUGGACUCAUACUGGAGAUGGAGCACCCCACAUCAGGCACGAUCCAGGUACCAGGUCCAGCUGUUCGCUUCAGCAACUUUGAAUUUGACAGGCCAUUACCGCCUCCUGUUAUUGGUCAGCAUACUGUGCAGGUUCUUAGAGACACUCUGGGAUACAACGAUGAUGUCAUACAUGAGCUUUUGAAGCUGAAGACGAUUGAACAGCAUGAAGUUCAACUGUAGUGUCUGAAGUCUCCUGCAGUCAAAGACAGGAAGCCCUCAAGAACCACGAAGCCAUGGCUGGGAAAAUGUCACUACACCAUGAAAUGAUUUUUGAUAAUAAUAUGAUACUAGCAAUAUGAUCAUCCCAGGAGUUUGUGAGUGGGGCUUAGGAUAUUUUUUAUCCUGUGUUUUUGUAAAUAAUUUCCAGGGUAAUAAUCAUAGCACCAACCAUUCAUUUUGCAAUUACACAAUAUGGACCUAUACACCUGUUUGAAAUGUGAGAAAUACUGUAUUACCUCGUCUUACCGGUGUGUACAAACUCAUUUGAUAUUAACCACACUGAAUGUAUUGAAAAAUGUCAAUGUCAAGGUGUGUCAGUUUUGAUUUUCGAAAUUCAAAAUAGUGAAUUGUAGUCCAACCUACUUUUGAGAUCACAUCCCGCCAUAAGGCUCUCAUUACCAAGAUAUGUUUGCAAGCUUUCACACAUUCUAGAUUGAAUAUUUGACAUUUUCCUUUAAAAUAUUGAGUUAGAGUGUAGGGUAUGAGGAGAAUUUAGAAAACUCUUGAACCUUAUUCUCUUUUUUGAUCUUCUUUCCAAAGACAGAUUCCAUGCCACUUCUCAGCUGUAAUACUCACAGAAAUCCCUUUAUAUUAGUUAGAUUAGAUCAUUCAUAACACAUAUUACUUUUGCCAAUCAUGUAAAAAAAGAAAACUUUUCCCUAUACAGAUAUUAUUUAUUUCAUAUAGAGAAAUAGCUUUGUUUGUAUUGUGAAACCCCCCAAAACCCCUUUGCCCACUGAGAAUGUAAGAUAAGGUUUCCUUCCCCAUAAUUCAUGGUUCUCGAUAAAGUGCGAUUUAUCAAUUUUCAUUUGCCCUAAUUUUGUUAAAAUUAAAGGAGCCAUAUUAAUUAUAUUUUCUAUACUAUAUUUUCUAGAUCUGGACAUACUACAUAAUACCUACCUAUAUAUUUUAUUCCAACUGGGAUCCACUUAAACAUACUGUCUCUGACUUCUGUUCCUUGAGGAAAAACUCCCCCAGAGUUCUCCAAGCGGGGGAUGCCCUCUGCUCGUCAAUAAAUUGGGAAGUCUACUCAU